AUGGAGUUUCUCAACGAGGACGAGCACUUUCUGGAGUUCGAGCAGGUUUUUGAGGCCGUUAGGAAUCGUCGAAUCUCCCGGGACAUAGACACCUGUCAUUUAUCAAACCAAGACAUAAUUUCGUCACACAUAGACACAUUAUACGUGAUAGCGUCUAGUGUGAACUCUGGACCCCGCACUAAACUAGACAGUGCAGCUGAUGACCAUUCCGUGAAGGAUGUCCAACAGCCCAGUCUUGUUGGUGACAUAUUUGCGGACUUUUUCGACAACGACGAGUCCUUUUUGGAGUUUGAGAAUGAGUUUGAGAAAUUUCGAUCUGGUCGGCGAUCAUAUUUUUUGGAGAGUUGUCAUGACGGCUCAAGUCGUGACGUAAUCGGUGACCUAGACUUUUUGUGCGACAAAGACGUAAGAUCUUACACGAAAAACGGCGUCUGUUCUCAGGAUAACGUUGAUUCCUACAGAUCGUUUUUGUGUUCUGCGAAGGACUGGACGAAGAUGUUGAGGAAAAUCAGACGAAGUAGUUGUAUUUCGGAGGAUUCAGUGACAGAUAAACUCACCUUUCGACAUAGGCUUUCAGUCGGAGAAAUGUCAGCAGACGACAAGCGGACGAAGGACCAGCACAAAGCUUACUCUGUGUCAGAUCUUAGGCGAUUCCCAUGUCAGUACACCUGCCAUGAGCAUUGUGUCCCAGAAGUCACCCUCAGCUGCAAGUCAGUCUCUGGCGAUGGAUGUGACAUCGCUGCUGCCAGAACUCCCAGCCCUCCGGACCCAAAACCUCAUGGGGAAGCCUGUUUGUUUAUGGGCGGCAUCCAGGCACGUCCUGGUGCUGCCAGAAUUGUGUCGUCCAGCCCAGCAGACACACCAGCUUCAGGAGCUGCCCGGACGUCGGAAUCGACCCCUAAUUUCCAGUAUCUUGCACAGGGGAGGGGGCAUAUGGAUACUCCCAGACCACCGAACAUACUCCUCCACCAUCGUUCAUGGUCUAUUAGUGAAGACAUUGUUACACCUCAUUCGUAUCCUAUACAACACUCUGGUAUAACCCAAGAUUCUGCUAGACAUUCUUCCGCAGCACCAUCUGCCUCCUCACUUCCCUGCCAGCCUUCAUAUUCCAACUCUCGUUUCGACUCAUUCCCACGUGGAAACACAUCUGGAAGGUCACAGCUGUACCCUGGUGCUUCAACAACUGAGCCAGAUUGUGUUGAUGAAGGCGUCAUCCUUUCGCAGCACGCUAAAGGAGGAGAUAGACCUGGAGGGGAAGCUCCUGCAUUAGAUUUGUCAGACGAAAAGGAUGAGACUGACAGUGGAUAUCGAUCGGGCACAAUACCAGAUGAUAAAUUACCAAGAGUUCCCAGUCAGGCCACUCUAGAUCAGCAGGAGUUGAAGAGGAAGGCGGCCAAGUUCAACCACUUUGUUCCUGCUGCUUGUCUUGAAGUGACGGGGAAAGAAUCAUUCCAAGGUUUCUUGAAAGUCACAAUGAACCUGGUCCGACCAAUCACAAUGGAGCUAGGAGCCAGACCUCCGUCAAUAUACGAACUAUUGACGAGAGAGCACAUCGUCGAGGAGAACACCCAGCAAGUGGCAUUCUACAUGCCUCGGGACACGCACAAGUCUCUGCAUAUCACCAGUGACACCACCACCAAAGAAGUCGUUGCCUCGCUGCUGAAGAAGUUUCACAUCCUAGACCAUCCAAGGAAGUUUGCCAUGUACGAACAGGAAUUCAGCGAUCGUAAUAAACUGGUUCGACUCCGAAGGCUAACAGACAAAGACUUCCCACUGAGGUGCCUGGUCACCUGGGACCCCGAGAGAAUCAAAAACUACCGGAUGGUGCUGCAGGAAAAUGAGACCGGGGAGAUUGUGUGGGAUGCGUUUAGUUUACCGGAGCUGAAUAACUUUCUGCGAGUCCUGGACCGGGAGGAGAAGGAGACUGUCAUAGACCUGAAGUACAAGUAUGCAUACAUGAAGCAGUACAUGGAGAGGAGACUGGUAGAACUUCGCGGGGAGUGUGCCAAGAAGAGCAAGAGCAAAACGUGA
Molecule: messenger RNA, 2031 nt
Organism: Candidula unifasciata
Lineage: Eukaryota; Metazoa; Mollusca; Gastropoda; Stylommatophora; Geomitridae
Source: the annotation of a GenBank genome assembly